This is a messenger RNA of Lactuca sativa (garden lettuce), 3570 nucleotides long. Lineage: Eukaryota; Viridiplantae; Streptophyta; Magnoliopsida; Asterales; Asteraceae. The record is from RefSeq and is a predicted model, not a curated record.
UUCACUUAUUUCAAAUUUAAUUCAAAUAAACUUCUCAUUUAAUCAUUCCUAUUUAACAUUUUUUUUAAUCAACUCGUAUAAUAUACAGGUAUCACAACUAGUACAAAAUAAAGAUAGAGUUUGCGUGAAGGGGAAGUCAAGAGGGCGACUUAGCCACAAUUAAGGAGAGGUGGCGGUAAGAUUGGAUCCAAGAGUGGCAAGUAGUUUUUGGGAGAAACAUCACCGCAAAGAAGGAAAACCCAUGGCCAAGUCUUCUACCUCAUCGUGAGGUCAGGCUGAAGCAGGCAAGCAACAUCCAUUAGUAGUCAAACGACGUCGUUUCUGAAACUAAGUGUGACAUUAGGUUUAUAUACGACCGAGGGGAGUUUAAGGAGGCAAGCAUCCAGAUUACCACAAAUGACGUAGGCGUGAGUAGUGGUCGGUUGAGAAGUUGUUUUGUCGAUGUAGAUAGCUUAAUCUUUAACAAGGUUUGUUGAUAAAUUGGCUAAAGCAGAUUGAAGUCUCUGAAUCCCAGUUUAGUAAAUAUAUGUUCUCCGGUUGAUUAGGGAAACUGUAUGUAGAAUUAAGGCUUACAAACAUUGAUAAAUGUUUUGUGUAAGAACAGGUUGAUCAAAGAUGGCUGCCAGGUGUUUGAUGUAAUGUCAACAAAAGAUGGUUGUGGUGCAAGUGAGAGGGUGAUGAUAAUCUGAGAGGGAAAAGUACUUCCAUCAUUCCUUUUAAGAGACUUCAGAAAGGUUUGAAUUUUAUUAUAAUUUUUACAAAUACAUUUAAAAAAUUAUAUCUUGUUAUCUUCAACACGUUGGUCCUAUUUCAUAGUUUAUUAAGGGCGCGUUUGUUUUGUGGGAUUCCAAAGGAAAGUGAAGGAAAUGGAAACUAGAAUCCCGUAGUCAUCGUGUUUGGCUUACCAAUUGAAUGGAAUCGGAUUUCCAUAAUCAUAUUUUAAUUCUGUAGUUGAUUGAUUUCUAAUUCUUUCCCAGCAUAUCAAGAAUCUAUAUUCAAUUUUAUAUCCUCCUGUUAUCUUUACGCGUUUGAAAUAAAAAAAAAUCUACUGAUUUUCAUUAUCUUUUCCCCAAUUAUCGUAUCUAAAUAUAUCUACAUAUCUCGAUCGGUUCUACAAUACAAUUUCAUUGUCGAUCGAUUUUGUUGUGCGCCUGCGUCUGAUACCUUUGUUGACCUGAAGUUAGUUCUUCCUAUUCUUUGUUUCAUCCUUUUCAUUGUCAAGCAAAAUGUCAAAUUCAUCCGCAGUUCUUCAAAUAACAUUGCUUCACCAUUCUUGUAUAAUUUUUUUAUACAUUUUUGCUUCAUCUUUGAGUAAUAUAAAAUAAUUAAUUUCUUAAUUAGCUUAUGAAUUAUGGUCUUUAAGACUUUGACUCUUUGUUACAUUUGACUCUAUGUUACUAGCUUGGAUUUACCAUUGUAAUCUACCUUUUUUUAACUUUUACGCAGAUGUUAAAGUCACAAUAACUUUUAUAUAUAUAUUUUAUUCAAUUUGUUAUAGUUUGUUAAACACAUGUUGGCUGUUUUUUUAAUCUUCGGAUAUUUGUUGUGCCGCUUCAAUAACAAGGAUUCAAUAUUUGUUGCAAUGCUUUGAUUAUCCUUGUUGACAUCCUACUACAAUUCAGUUAUGUGUUCUUUUAUGUGUCGUAACUGCAAUUAAGCCUGCAAGUAAAGUAAUUGUUAAUUUUGUGGUUGAAAUUUACCGUUGAUAACAUAUACUAGUUGUUGGUGUAGGUAUGCACACCAAGUGUUUGUGUUUUUGCUUAUGUGGUGUUUUUUUUUUUUUUUUUUUUUUCUGCGUGAUUUUUUGUUUUCAAUCCUUUAACCAUUAUGCUUGUUUUCUUGGAAAAGAUGAGACAAAUAUCCAAGGAUUGUGAUAAAAGCCAUAACUACAAACCAAAAUACUCACAAAAAUUGUUUACACAUUGUAACAUUUUGGAGUAUAAUUCCUUGUUAAAGAAAUAUGGUUUCAUUGGUUCAUUUUAGACCCACCCCUUUUAUGUAUUACAUUGGAUAUAAAACAUAAGCUUUAUCAUUUUAUAAUGCUAACUGUUGAGUUUUGGAGUCUCUUAAUUAGGUUAGUUCAUUUUCAUAUCAAAAUAUAUUUGAUAAUAUUGCUUUUUUGAAACAACUAUUUAAUUCCUUUCUUUACAAAAUUACUUGUACCAACAAAUUUCUACUAAAACUCAAAUUUGUUGAUGAUUAAAAUCCACAACAAUGUCAACUAUUAUGUCUUUAAAUUGUAAAAUUUUCUUUUUUUGAGAGAUGAGCAGGAAAUGGCACGACUUAGUCUAACUAGAAGCAAACAUAGAAAAAAGAUAAGUCAAAUAGUCGUUACAUUUUGAAAUGAAGUUAUGACUAGUAUUACAUGGUUUUUUAUCACGGUGUGCAAGCUACUACAAAUAUACAGAGGAGGUAAACCACGCAUAAAAAACAUAUCGUCGGAUGUGGAUCGGCAAUUAAUAAUGCACAAAUACGCUUACAAAAGUGACACUACGUGCAUAUCAAAUCUCAGGAUGACCCGAAGAUGUUUCACAAAGUUGUGUGACAUGCUUCAAACAUUAGGUGGGUUAAGAACAAGUAGACAUAUGGAUAUUGAUGAACAAGUGGCCAUAUUUCAUCACAUUAUCGCACAUAAUGUGAAGAAUCGGGUCAUGAUAAGUCGUUUCCAGCGUUCUGGAGAAACAAUUAGCAAAAUUGUUUCACGAGUUUGCAAUGCGGUGAUAAGGUUGCAUCCACAUUUGCUUAAGAAACCCGAACCUGUUACAGAAAACUCUACAGAUCAAAGAUGGAAGUGGUUCAAGAACUGUCUAGGAGCUUUAGAUGGAACACACAUAAAGUGCUUAGUGCCACUUAAAGAUAAGCCUAAGUACAGGACAAGAAAAAAUGAUAUUGCCACAAAUGUCCUAGGGGUGUGUUCACAAGAUAUGCAAUUUAUCUAUGUUUUACCGGGAUGUGAGGGCUCAGCUUCGGAUGGUAGAGUGCUUCGAGAUGCCUUAAUUAGGCCACAUGGAUUGAAGGUCCCAAGGCCGUGUUAUUAUUUGGUAGAUGUUGGUUAUACAAAUGGUGAAGGUUUCUUAGCCUCAUCUAGAGGUCAAAGAUAUCAUUUGAAUGACUAGCGUGCAGGACACCAACCAACUACACCUAAAGAAUUAUUCAACAUGAGGCAUUCAUCUGCAAGAAAUGUUAUAGAAAGAUGCUUUGGUAUUUUAAAGGCAAGAUGGCGAAUUUUAAGGGACAACUCAUAUUAUCCUAUUGAUCUAAAAAAUAAGAUCAUAAUGGCAUGUUGUCUUCUUCAUAAUUAUAUAAGGCAGGAAAUGACAACUGAUCCGUUUGAGAACCACUUUGAACUAGACGAGGGAAACGGAGAUGUCGGUGGUGGAGAUUAUGAUAAUAUCACUUCUGUUGGUGUAUCAACCGAGUGGACCACAUUUAGAAACAAAUUAGCGCAAAAUAUGUUUGAUUCUUGGAAUACUACACAUUGAUCAUUUCUAUUUUUGUUCUGUUUAUCAUUUACUAUGAAUUUGUGCUAUAUUUUUUUUAUUUUCAAUAAUGAGAUUUAAUUUACUUUUA